Lactuca virosa is the source of this 1542-nucleotide messenger RNA. NCBI's taxonomy places the organism in Eukaryota, Viridiplantae, Streptophyta, Magnoliopsida, Asterales, Asteraceae. The record is from the annotation of a GenBank genome assembly.
ACCACCUUAUCAUAAUCCUCCACAUUCAAAACCAACACGACAUAUUCUUUCUCCUCUUUUGCUUUCUUCACCUUUUUUCCCCUGUCUACUCUCCACUUUAUUAUCAUCGGCACUUUUUCACACUCUCCAAUGGCUUUCUCUCUUCCAUCACUAUACACACCGUCUUUUAAAACAAGCCAAAAUCUCAUUUCCCAUUCAAAUCCAUCCGGGUCUCCUCCUCUUCCUGCACAUCUCAUCAACAAUCAACAUCCACCAGAUCCAUGGCGAAAAGACCUUCCUCCAAGUGCUUCUUCUUCUUCUUCCUCCAACUGCUUCUGUUUGUAUGCAAUUCAGUUAUGAGCUCGGAAAUUUCUCAUGCCAAAAAGUCGAUUGAUUUUGAGAGAAGGGAACUUGAUCGGGAGAAACAACAAUUGUUUCCUUCUAUUCACAGAACACUCGUUGAAUAUUUCCGCUAUAAAAUGACGGAAUUUGACUCGAUCGAUCCUCCGACCACCGCCUUACCCACACCUCCGAUCACCAAUCCGGUCACAAAUCCGGUCACUGGCCCUCCGGUCAAUACAGCACCAGGGAUUGUCACAGUACCUGGUGCCAACCCUGUCGGUGUGUCACCCAAUCCACCCACAACAAAUCCCGUCACAAAUCCAUCGGUACCAGUCACUAAUCCGGUGACCACGCCAAGCACGAACCCCGGAGGACAGCCGCCGGUGAACCCUGUUACAACACCAUCUGUACUGCCGCCUCCAACGACAUCAGGAGGAAACGCUCCGGCAGGUCCAGGUCGAGGGCAGAGCUGGUGUGUAGCAAAGAGUGGAGCGUCACAGGCGGCACUACAGGCGGGGCUUGAUUAUGCAUGUGGGAUUGGCGGAGCUGAUUGUGCCACGAUUCAACAGGGUUCAAGCUGUUAUGAACCAGCCACGCUUCAGAAUCAUGCUUCGUAUGCUUUUAACAGUUAUUACCAAAAGAAUCCGGUGCCAACAAGUUGCGAUUUUGGUGGCGCUGCUACUGUCACCACCGCCAAUCCAAGUGUAGGUUCAUGUAUCUAUCCAUCAUCAUCAUCAUCUUCUUCAUCUUCAUCUUCUUCUCCCUUGCCCACAACACCAACUACACAAGCACCUGUUAAUCCAACGGCUUUUCCUACACCUACAACAUCAUCUUUGCCUACACCUACAACAUCAUCUUCAGGGUCAACUAUACCAGGGAUGCAAUCUCCUCCACCAGGGUUUAGUUUUGGAAACCCUGAUCCGGGGUCAACAGGAUUAGGAGCUUUUGGUGCAAGUCCGCCCCUCGGGAACACAGCAUCUGCAUCAGAUGGUUUGCGGCCGUUUGUGGGGUCGCUUGUAAUCCUAUUUGUAGCAUCCAUCGUCAUGAUGUUUGGUGUUUAGAGACAUCAAAGAGAAUAGAUGAUAUGGUUUUAGACAAAGUUAGAGUAGAAGAGAGUAUGAUUAUUGUAUUUGGGUUGUAUAAUAGGGACAGGUUUUGCAGUCAUGUUAAAUAUUAUUAUUAUGUAUUCGCAUUUAAUUUGAUUUUUACUUAUUUAUUGUU